Camponotus floridanus (Florida carpenter ant) is the source of this 2444-nucleotide messenger RNA. Its product is annotated as probable ATP-dependent RNA helicase DDX43. The transcript has 11 exons. The coding region runs from base 217 to 2346 and encodes 709 amino acids. Lineage: Eukaryota; Metazoa; Arthropoda; Insecta; Hymenoptera; Formicidae. Gene Ontology annotation, molecular function: RNA binding; RNA helicase activity; ATP binding. The record is from RefSeq and is a predicted model, not a curated record.
UCUUCUUUUUGGAUUCGGUUCGUUUGAUUUUGUGAUACGGUUAUACAUGUUGAAAUAAAUGAUAACGUAAAACAAUUAUAAAUAGUAAAAGAUAUUUCUUUCGAUUCUUAUCGUCGGCAUAUUUUAGACGUGGUAGAGCAAAUCAAAUAGAAAAAAGUUACACGUGGUAAGAAAACAAUUUGAUUUUUAUCACAGAAGUUUCUAUUAUUAUCAACAAUGAGUCACAGGUGGGAAAGUAACAGAACAUCAUCAAGAUAUGAUCAAUCAUCACAAAGAUAUGAUCAAAAUUCAUCGCAAAGAUAUGAUCAAAAUUCAUCGCAAAGAUAUGAUCAAAAUUCAUCGCAAAGAUAUGAUCAAAAUUCAUCGCAAAGAUAUGAUCAAAAUUCAUCGCAAAGAUAUGAUCAAAAUUCUCGCAAUUGGGGAGGAACCAAUAGAGACAGAAGAGACAGUCAGAGACACUAUAAUAGAUCGUCCAGUGAUAACUGGAAUAGUGACUCAAAUACUCAAAUCUAUAGUAAUAGUUCACGUAAGAGGAGUAAUGAUGAUUCAAAUGAUACAAAUGAACUUGUUAUGUACAUUGAUGCCAACAAUGUUGGAAGACUUAUCGGAAAGGGUGGCAGCAAAAUUAAAGCUCUGCAAGAUGAAAGCAAUGCUAAGAUCAAUAUUGACAAACAAUCAAGUGAAAAUGGACAGACUGCUGUGAAAUUAAUUGGUACAGAUGAAGCGCAGCAACGAGCUAAAAAUUUAAUAGAGGAACUAUUAAUUGAUAGAAAUAUUUCACAUCAAAAUGUAGAAUCUGAUCAAAGGAGAGAAACUAAUUUUGAACAAAAGAAGCAAGAAAUUGAUUGGAAUAGUUUUGAUUGGACCAAAGCCAAUGAAGAAUAUGAAAAUCGUCAGAAGGAAAGAUGGGCAACUUUGCCUCCUAUUAUAAAGAACUUUUACAAAGAAGAUCCAGCUGUUGCUAAUAUGUCAAAAGCGAAAAUAGCCGAACUAAAAAAAAUCAACAAUAAUAUAGAAGUUAAAUAUGUUUUCGAAAACGAAGAAGGUUCUGACGAGAUAAAAAUACCGAAUCUUAUUGAAACUUUUGAACAAGCUUUCCAAAAUUAUCCAGAAAUCCUUAGAGAAAUACAAAAACAGGGAUUUACAAAACCAAGUCCUAUACAAUGUCAAGCAUGGCCUAUUUUAUUGAGUGGUCAAGAUCUUAUCGGGAUAGCGCAAACUGGAACUGGAAAAACUCUUGCUUUUUUACUGCCUGCUUUGAUCCAUAUCGAUGGGCAAAUAACUCCACGCGACGAGCGCCCUGGGCCAAAUGUUCUCGUUAUGGCACCGACGAGAGAAUUGGCGUUGCAAAUUGAGAAAGAAGUAGGAAAAUAUUCUUAUCGCGGCAUUAAAGCGGUGUGCGUAUACGGUGGCGGAAAUCGCAAAGAACAAAUCAAUAUUGUAACAAAAGGCGUGCAAAUAGUAAUUGCGACUCCUGGGAGAUUAAAUGACUUGGUACAAGCAGGAGUGUUGAAUGUAUCAGCUGUAACAUAUCUCAUACUUGACGAAGCCGAUCGUAUGCUGGAUAUGGGUUUUGAACCACAAAUUCGUAAAACCUUACUGGGUGUGCGACCAGAUAGACAAACUGUUAUGACAAGCGCUACAUGGCCUCAAGGUGUAAGACGCUUAGCUCAAUCAUACAUGAAAAAUCCGAUUCAAGUAUGUGUUGGAUCACUUGAUUUAGCAGCUGUUCACACUGUAACACAAAAGAUUUGUAUGAUUAAUGAAGAUGAAAAAUUAGAUAUGAUGCAUCAGUUCUUUCGUGAGAUGGGCUCUUAUGAUAAGGUGAUAGUAUUUUUUGGUAAAAAGGCAAAAGUGGACGAUAUCUCUAGUGAUCUAGCUUUGUCGAAAAUAGAUUGUCAAAGCAUUCACGGUGAUAGAGAGCAAGCAGACAGAGAACAAGCAUUAGAAGAUCUAAAAACUGGGGCGGUUCAGAUUCUUCUUGCGACCGAUGUAGCAAGUCGAGGAAUCGAUAUUGAAGACAUUACACAUGUAUUAAAUUAUGAUUUUCCAAAAGAUAUAGAGGAAUACGUUCACAGAGUUGGACGUACUGGACGCGCGGGUCGAACAGGUGAAAGUAUCACUUUCAUGACAAGACAAGACUGGCAUCAUGCUAAGGAACUUAUCAAUAUUCUUGAAGAGGCUAAUCAAGAAGUACCUGAAGAAUUAUACAAAAUGGCUGAAAGAUAUGAAGUGUGGAAGCAGAAGAAAGAUUCAGAACGAUCCUAUUUAAGAAAUAGUAGAGAUGGAAACAGAAGUAGAGAUGGCAACAGAAGUAGACAAGGCUACAAUCGUAGCCGAUGGUAAAAUGAAACGAAGAUUUAUAAGAUGUAUGUUUAUUAUAAGUACUACCUAUACAUACAUCCUAUACAUACAUACAUACAUACCACACACACACACACACA